Paramecium sonneborni is the source of this 883-nucleotide messenger RNA. The record is from the annotation of a GenBank genome assembly. NCBI's taxonomy places the organism in Eukaryota, Ciliophora, Oligohymenophorea, Peniculida, Parameciidae.
AUGAACUAAACAAUGGAUUGUUUUGGGUAGAAUAUAUUUUUUCGAUAAAUAGAACAGAUAAUUUAAUAAUACAUGAAAGACCAUUUACAAUUAGUUACAUAGAUGAAAAUAGUCCAUAAAAAUUUAGCAAUCUUUCAUAAUUAUUUGCAAAUCAAAAUAAAAAAAGAAAUCAAAGAUAAUCUGGAAGAUCCUUAUAAUAUGUAACUUUAAGAGACUAUUGCUAUUAAACUUAUAUUCCAACUCGAUCCCCACCUAGUCUGUAAAUAUAAUUAUUAAAUUAAUAAUAACAUACUUCAAAGUCAACGAAUUCAAGAAAAAAUAAUUUUAGUAAAUAAUAGGGGACUAAAUGUAAGACCCUUCCUUUAAAUGAAUUCAAUUAUAAUGAAAUUUAAAAAACAAUUGAGUUAAAAAAAAUAAUGCUAGAGAAGCUUUAUCUUGUCAAAGAUAAUUGCAAAACUUAAAAAUUUAAAACAGAGAAAACAGAAGAAGCUUGUUAAACAUAAAAAUUACAAAAUGAUUUGUUUGUUUAAUCAAAUAAAAUAUCUAAGAAAAACUAAGAGAUUUAGACAUAUAGGCCUUUUUAAUCAAGAGGAUUAUUAUUUUAGAAAAAUUAAAAAAUAAAUACUUUUUAAGCUAUGCCAUUAUCUUUGGGAUUAAGAAUUGAAAAAUGUAAAAUAGUAGAAAGGUUAAAUCACUCACCAUUUUAAGAUAGAAAUUCUCUUAAGAGGAAGAAUUAAAAAAAUAAUAGCAUUGGAGAUAAAUAGUAAAAGAUAGUGAUAUAAAAACCAAUAAUUAAACAAGUUGGUUUAAAGAAAAAAUCGUCAAUACCUGUUGCUAAAUGGGAUUAUUCUGAUUUUGAGUACGAUUGACUAUUUGAUUUGAG